Molecule: messenger RNA, 1733 nt
Organism: Linum tenue
Lineage: Eukaryota; Viridiplantae; Streptophyta; Magnoliopsida; Malpighiales; Linaceae
Source: the annotation of a GenBank genome assembly
UGGGAUGGUUUAGCCAAAUCCGUCCAUUGAUAUCCUUAGUAGGGGAGAGGAAUAGAUAAAUGCAGCUGAAGUGCGAGUGAGAUGUAAUAAACGCACACUAAAAAGCUGAAGCGAAGCCACGGUACGGAAAUAUGGGGAAGAAGGCAGUUCUGAUCGGAUGCAAUUACCCAGGAACCAAGGCGGAACUGAAGGGAUGUGUGAACGAUGUCCGUAGGAUGAACCGUUGUCUCGUAGAUCGCUACGAUUUCUCCCCCGACGAUAUCACGGUCUUGAUCGACACGGACGACUCCUUCACCCAACCUACCGGGAAAAACAUCCGAUCCGCUAUCACCAAUCUUGUAAGCUCCGCCUCACCGCGGGAUUUUCUCUUCCUCCAUUACAGCGGCCACGGCACCAGGCUACCCGCCGAGACUGGAGAGGAAGACGAUACUGGCUAUGACGAGUGUAUCGUCCCCUGCGACAUGAAUCUCAUCACCGAUGAUGAUUUCAGGGAAUUUGUAGAUAAGGUACCUGAAGGCUGCCGCAUAACAAUUGUAUCAGAUUCGUGUCACAGCGGGGGCCUUAUUGACGAGGCCAAGGAACAAAUCGGAGACAGCACAAACCGUCCAGAACAGAAGGAGAACGAAUCAGAGUCUUCUGGUUUUGGAUUCAAAAGCUUCCUGCACCAGACUGUAGAAGGUGCAUUAGAAUCCCGUGGAAUCCACAUUCCUUCUGGUCUGCGCCACCACCGUCAUGGUCAAGGUGGUGGUCGGGGUGAGGAAGAAGAGCUUGAUGUUGCUGAUAAGGAGGUGGAAACUGAGUUUGGUGAGCGAGCCUAUCUGAAAAGCAGAUCCCUGCCUCUGUCAACACUCAUAGAAAUACUCAAGCAAAAGACGGGCAAAGAUGACAUUGAUGUAGGGAAGCUGAGGCCAACUCUUUUUGACGUGUUUGGAGAAGAUGCAAGUCCCAAGGUGAAGAAAUUCAUGAACGUCAUUUUGAACAAAUUGAAACACGGGGAAGGGGAGAGUGGUGGAGGGUUCUUGGGUAUGGUGGGUGGCCUUGCUCAGGAGUUUCUGAAGCAAAAACUUGAACAGGACGAUGGGUAUGCAAAACCUGCUCUUGAGACUGAGGUGGGGAGCAAGCAGGAGGUCUAUGCUGGGCCUGCGAAGCGGUCACUGCCAGGGGGUGGGAUCCUCAUAAGUGGCUGCCAGAGUGACCAAACUUCUGCGGAUGCAACUCCUGCAGGGAGAUCGGAUCAAGCUUAUGGAGCCCUUAGCAACGCGAUCCAGGCUAUCCUAGCUGAAGCAGAUAACCACCAAGUUACUAAUGAAGAUGUUGUUUUAAAGGCUAGGAAUUUGCUGAAGAAACAGGGUUUUACCCAGCAACCCGGACUAUACUGCAGUGAUGAUCUCAUCCGUGCUCCAUUCAUCUGCUGAUUUACUUCCAUCACAAGGCUCCUUUCCUAGUAUUUUUAUUUAUGUGGGAAGUCUAGUCAUACGGUGAUACUAUGUUAUUAUGCAUGAUGUAUCCUUGGUGUGUGUGGUAUACUGGUGUUUGCUUAUCUGGUUUCAAUCUGGUCUGGCCUUCUGGGUCCAUGUGACUAGUCGAGGAGCUCAAAAAUCCCAAGGACAAUUUCUCCCAUUGGACUUUCUUUAUAUUUGUUUAUUAAGCUCAGUGAGUUUAUGUUGUCGAAUAAUGAGCUGGUGGAUUUUUGAAUAUCUUGUUUUUAGUGGAUCUGAGUUGGGAGAUUGCAG